AUGACUCACCUGCGCUCCCUUGAGACCCGCUACACUGCUGCCCUCGAGCCCACCUUUAGGGUUGAGAACAAGCCACCUAUUUAUCUCACCCUUUACUUCCUCACGACCCGCCUCCCUUACUCCCUUCGUGCCAUACGCGACCACUUCCUCGCCCUAGACCCCACGAAGAUCACCCUCGACACGUUCGAGUCCCGUCUCUUAGAGGUAGAGUUCGCUGCCCUAGUUGUUGCUGCCUCUCGUGGCACUCCCCACCCCUCUGUCUUUGAGGGGUGCUCCCCCUCCCUGCUCGCGUCAUCUGUUGCCUCUGCUGCUGCUGUUGACCUCUUCGGUGCUGAGGAGGUCGGUGCUGCUUCUGCUCCUAGCGGGAAGCGCCGCAGUGGCAAGGGCAAGGGUGGCAAGGGUGGGGGGGGCGGGGGUGGUGGGGGUGGCGAGGGCAGCGGUGGUGGCGGUGGAGGUGGUGGGGGAGGAGGAGGUGGAGGCGGCAGGGGAGGAGGCGGGGGUGGAGGGAGUAGUGGGGGUGGUGGAGGUGGUGGGGGUGGCACUAGGGGUGGAGCUGGAGGAGGAGGGGCUGGAGGUCCGGCCACUCGUUCAGCUGCGUCUGGUGGUGCAGCGGGGGGUGGAGGUGGCUCUGGGGGUGGCCAGCAGCAGCAGACGAGCCGCCAGGCGCAGCUCUUGCCGCAACAACUUCGUGAGUGGGCGAUCCGCCGUGGCAGCCCAGGUGGCCCACCUCGCUGCGGAGUUUCUAGGGUAGAGGCUGCUAGCCUUGGUGCUUUUGACUCAGCUAGCACAGGUGCAGAGCUCGAGGAGGCCUUGCACACUUUUACUCUCGACUCAGGCGCGUCUCGUUGCUUCUUCCGCGACAGCACCACAGUCACACCGCUCACAGUCCCUGUCCCUGUCACACUGGCCGACCCCUCCGGGGGCCCGGUAGUCGCGCGUGGCGCCAAUGUUCUCCCUUGUCCGGCGGCCCCUUCCGGCCUCCUUACAGGUCUCCACCUCCCCUCGUUCGCAAAGAACUUGGUCAGGUAG
Closterium sp. Naga37s-1 is the source of this 1029-nucleotide messenger RNA. Lineage: Eukaryota; Viridiplantae; Streptophyta; Zygnematophyceae; Desmidiales; Closteriaceae. The record is from the annotation of a GenBank genome assembly.